GUCUCCAGGUGGACAAGGCUGUGCUGUCUAUAAUGACAGACGAACAGAUGACCAAUUACAUCACUUCAUAUGGUGACAGAAUAGCAGUUCUGUCUUUUUGUCAGCAAAGUACACUUAUUGCAGAAAAAGAUACUCUUCUCCAGAACUUAAGAGAUAAAAUUGGAGCACGGAAAAUGAGAUCUAGGACCAAAAGAGCUGUUUGUAGCACAUCUGGUUUGUUCCAAAUGCAAGGGGUGGAGAUGGCAAGAGGAAGAAGUAAGGCAGCAGGGAGGACUUCGAGAAAAAUUGAAAUUGGGUGGCUUCAUUUUCACAUUGAUGAAUACCAACAAGUGAGAACAAGAAAUGGUGGAGGAACGAGGCAUGCAACAGUGGAUAAAAGUACAACUGUUUCUCAAAUUCUUGAAAUGGGAAAGGAGCUUUUUUUUCCAGAUGGGACCUCCACCAAAGGGGUAAUUGAAGACUUUCUUUUUGAAGUUUGUGACUUCAAAAAAAAUCUGAUUUCUUUAGAUGAAACAGUCGGAAAUCUUUAUGAAAAAACCAAGCUGAAGCUUCUACGGUUUUACAUGUGCACAAAGAAAGAAGAAACAGUUCAGUAUUCAUCUGAAGAAGAUUGUCAAAGUCCUGAACAACCAAAUGACAUGGAUUCAACCCCAACAGCUAGAAAAGGAUCUUUUGGUGAAAUGGAGGAUUGUGAUGAUCAAACUUUGAAUCACCUAGACUCUUCCUACAACCAUUCUGGAGUUGUUGAUUUUACAGAUCCACCUCAUUCUGGAUCCACACCUCGGCAGCCCCAGCCCUUCAGCUCUGAAAAUUCUGGAUCUGUUCCACACAUAGAUGAGGGAGACACGGUUGUAUGGAAUCCUGAAGAGGACCUAAUUGGAUUGGAUGAUGACAGUGACAUAGUCGUUGUAACACUAAAUUAUGACAACACUGAAGAAGUUGUACAGGACGAUCUCAGCAGUCCCUUUGGACACGGUUCCCCGAUACUGUUGCCUUCAGCCAGGAGUCUCUUCUCAUCACAAAUGCAAACCAGUAAUAUGAAGGCAGGACAAACUGGCCAGGUGAAAUGGACACAGUCAAUACAACCCAGAGCUCAUUUUCUCCUCUGUAAUGAACAACUCAGUACCACCUUUUUUUUAAAGGUCAUGCAAUUAUUACAUCUUUUGAAUUGAAUACAUAUUUUUUUAU
Molecule: messenger RNA, 1188 nt
Organism: Xiphophorus hellerii (green swordtail)
Lineage: Eukaryota; Metazoa; Chordata; Actinopteri; Cyprinodontiformes; Poeciliidae
Exons: 2
Coding region: 33-1172 (379 amino acids)
Source: RefSeq, a predicted model, not a curated record